Molecule: messenger RNA, 804 nt
Organism: Phragmites australis (common reed)
Lineage: Eukaryota; Viridiplantae; Streptophyta; Magnoliopsida; Poales; Poaceae
Product: ethylene-responsive transcription factor ERF039-like
Exons: 1
Coding region: 103-777 (224 amino acids)
Biological process (GO): regulation of DNA-templated transcription
Molecular function (GO): DNA-binding transcription factor activity; DNA binding
Source: RefSeq, a predicted model, not a curated record
CAAACAUCCAUCUCCGCAAUGUCGAUCUAGCUCGCACGACGACGCCAAGCCUGCACAGCAUCUGCAUUAUUGCACCGUUGCGGAGUUUAAUUUCCAUUAGCAAUGCCAGGGUCCGAGGUCACGCAGCACGGGGGCGGCGCGAAGAGCGGCAGCAGCAGGGGCGGGAACCGUGGCGGCAGUGGCAGCGGGCGGCAUCCGACGUACCGCGGCGUGCGGAUGAGGGCGUGGGGGAAGUGGGUGUCCGAGAUACGUGAGCCGCGCAAGAAGUCCCGCAUCUGGCUCGGCACUUUCCCGACGCCCGAGAUGGCCGCGCGCGCGCACGACGCCGCCGCGCUCGUCGUCAAGGGCCCCUCCGCGGUGCUCAACUUCCCCGAGAUGGCCGCGUCCCUGCCACGCCCGGCCUCCGCCGCGCCACGCGACGUGCAGGUCGCGGCCGCGCGCGCCGCGUCGAUGGACCCCAUGGCGAUCGCGGCGCCAGAGCCAUCCCAGCCGGGAGGACAGGUGUUGAUUGACCAGGAGGAGGAGGAACUCGAGGAGAUCGUCCAGCUUCCGCCCAUCGACGAGGACUUCGCGGCGGACGUCAUGUUCUGGACGACGUCGUUCCACGACUGUGCUGCAGAGCCCUGGUACGAGCCGGCUGCGUGGAUGCACGCCGCCGGCAUUGCGGCCAACGACGACAUGGUCGUGCCGGGGUUCGAUACUGACCAUCAGCUCUGGACGCAGCCGGCCGACGGCAUCAUGGCUUCGGGGUUCGGUGCGCUCUUGUGGAACUUGUAAUGACUAACCAAUCCUCCCACCCCCCCC